This is a messenger RNA of Aptenodytes forsteri (emperor penguin), 1169 nucleotides long. It is a transcript of the gene KCNE4, whose product is annotated as potassium voltage-gated channel subfamily E regulatory subunit 4. Gene Ontology annotation, cellular component: membrane. Gene Ontology annotation, biological process: negative regulation of delayed rectifier potassium channel activity; regulation of ventricular cardiac muscle cell membrane repolarization; regulation of heart rate by cardiac conduction. The transcript is spliced from 2 exons. Bases 95 to 586 code for a protein of 163 amino acids. The record is from RefSeq and is a predicted model, not a curated record. Lineage: Eukaryota; Metazoa; Chordata; Aves; Sphenisciformes; Spheniscidae. Gene Ontology annotation, molecular function: potassium channel regulator activity; delayed rectifier potassium channel activity; voltage-gated potassium channel activity involved in ventricular cardiac muscle cell action potential repolarization.
ACACCCAGCAUUUGGUAGAGGAAAGGUCUUUUGAGCUUUGCAAAAGGAGGAAUUAUUUGCAUACCGACGCUUUAGCUGUGGUAAAACACUUUCCAUGCUGAAAAUGGACCAUGCAAACAUGACCCAAGCCAUGCUUGAUGCUGAAUCCCGCAACACGGAGAAGAACAACAGCAACGAGUAUUUUUACAUUCUGAUCGUCAUGUCUUUCUACGGGAUCUUCCUGAUAGGGAUAAUGCUGGGCUACAUGAAAUCCAAAAGAAAAGAGAAGAAGUCCAAUUUGCUUCUGCUCUACAAAGAUGAGGAGAGAGAAUGGGGGGAAGCCGUGAAGCCUCUACCAACCAUAUCGGGGCUGAAAUCUGUCCAGAUCCCCAUGAUGCUGAACAUGCUGCAGGAGAGCAUGGUGCCCUCCCUGUCCUGCGCCAUCUGCUCGAUGGAAGGCAGCAGUGUGAGCUCCGAAUCCUCCUCCCCAGACGUGCACUUCACCAUCCAGGAGGAAGUGCUGGAUGCUGAACUGGGGGAAGUGUCAGAAACGCUCCUCAACGAGAGCAGCGAGGGAUCUGUGGAAAACAUCCACAAGAACUCCUAGCACUUGCAGGGCUCCCUUGAGCAGCUGCCAAAGCGUGAGUGGAGCUCCCACUAAGAACUUGUGGUUCUACUUCCCUGCUCUCCGAUGAACUCUCAACAGGUAUCUGUGCCCUCGGGCCCGAGGUGUUCCUGAGAGCUGGCAGGACAAGGAAGCGGUGGUACCCAACACCGAAGUGUAACUUGCACAUAAUUGGGAUGCUUAAUUUUAAUUUUUCCAUUAUUAUUUCUUACUAUAAGAGCUAAGAACAAGGAGAAUAUAUAUAUAUAUUUUCUAAUGAGGUAACUAUUACUGGCAUGUCUCUGCAUAUUUCAGAAUUCUGCAAAUAUCUGGGAAAUGUUUAGGGAAGUUACCCUCACGCAAGUGCCUGGUUGUUAAAGACGAUGGGUAAUGCUCAUUCACGCAAAACUGUGAUAGACUAGAAGUACUUUAACUGUGUUUUCCUUAUAGCAAACCACAGUCAGCAGCAGAUUUGCUCAAUAAGGCCUCAAAAGCUGAAAAUUUGUCAGUGCUGUAGUUGAAGGGAGGUUGCAGCAUGGCUGGAGACUGACUUUAGGCACAGAAUGGAUGAAAGAAAAAGAAAAGG